Molecule: messenger RNA, 3163 nt
Organism: Vitis riparia (riverbank grape)
Lineage: Eukaryota; Viridiplantae; Streptophyta; Magnoliopsida; Vitales; Vitaceae
Exons: 4
Coding region: 135-2930 (931 amino acids)
Source: RefSeq, a predicted model, not a curated record
GCACAAGAUCCUUUGCUCCUCAUCCCUCAACGAUUCCACCUCUUUCUUCUUCCAUCCUCUUAAGCUCUUUCUCUUAGUAUCGGUUAAAGCGAUAUUACACUUGGAAAGUCUAUAGGUUCGAUCCAAUUAGUCAAAUGGGGUUGGUCCGGAAAUCCCAAAUGAGAAAUGGGGAUUACUUGGAAGGGAUGCUGAAUGAAUAUGUUGGUGGAAAGGCCAAGUUCAAAGCUCAUAAGAGUCCCUCUGCUCGCCUUGUUACUGCCCUUACUUGUCUGCAAUUCGCCUUCGCAAUUUAUGCAACCUUCUUGUUGUACUACAUGAGUCCGGCGAUAGACUUACGGUCGAAACCGGACUUUGCAUGGGCUACACGAUUCGCCCAGCACUGGAAACAGCUCAUGAUCCAACCCCAUGUUGUCAGUCACUACCAGGAAGCUUCUUCUCUUGUUGGGGCUGAGACAACACCAAUCAAUCCAUCAGAAGUUUGUGAGCAUGAGAAGAUAGAUUUCAUGCAGAAGAAGUCUAAUGAUGCACAGAUGAUCAAGUUGAAGACAGAGCUUUACAGGGAGGUGUUGGAGUUUCAAAGCAAGUCCUUCGGGACAGAAACUCUUUUGGAGCUUAUGGCAAUGAAAUCUAAAUGGGAUUUGAAGGGUCCAACCAAGCCUAAGGUGACAGUGAUCUUGAACCAUUUCAAGAGGAAAACACUCUGCUCCCAGCUUGACUCAUUGCUUCACCAGACCCUCCCCUUCCACCAUGUGUGGGUGCUUUCAUUUGGGAGCCCAAAUGAGCUCUCACUGAAGAGAAUUGUGGAUAGCUACAAUGAUUCAAGAAUCAGCUUCAUCAGUUCAAGCUAUGAUUUUAAGUACUAUGGAAGGUUUCAAAUGGCCUUACAGACAGAAGCUGAUCUCGUCUACAUCCUCGAUGACGAUAUGAUUCCAGGGAAAAAGAUGUUACAGAUUUUAUCUCAUGUAGCAGGAACUGACAAGUACAAGAACUCGGUUUUGGGCAGCAUAGGGAGGAUUUUGCCUUUCAGACAGAAGGAUUACACCUUCCCAAGCUAUAGAAAGUUCCGAUCAAAGGAGGCAGGCCUUUAUUUGCCUGACCCUGCUUAUGAUAUCACAGUCGAUAAGAUCGUGCAGGUGGACUUUCUUUCCAGCUCAUGGUUCCUAUCUGCAGAGCUCAUCAAGACCCUUUUCAUUGAGACUCCCUUCACCUUCAUGACCGGAGAAGAUCUGCACCUCAGCUAUCAGCUUCAGAAGUACAGAGAUGCUGGCUCAUUCGUUCUUCCUGUUGAUCCAAAUGACAAGGAAACUUGGGGUGACAGUGAACACAGGCUUGCUUAUGUGUCUGAAACUACUGUUAUUUUCAAGGACAUUGUUCAAGUCCGGGAUGAUCAAUGGUGGAAGGCACUUUCUACUGGUUAUGUGACUCAGUGGGCUGCAAUGAAUCCUCAGAAAAUUGAUGCACUCUUCUAUGCCCACUCUGUAAAUGAAGUUAAGGCGCUUGCACCCCUUCUGGAGAAGUUCAGGUCUACUGUUGGGAAGAAGGCCUAUAUUGCGAUCUCAGGAGGCAAUUUCUGCCCUUGUGAAGAUGCUGCCACAGCAUUAAAAUGGCCUAAGUCAGUAUGCAGAGAAAGGAGAUUUAAGAUAUUUGAUUUGGGAGUUGGGGCUCUUUCUGGAAUAUCUAAUUCAGAAGUGCCUGUGGUGCAAGCAGUGUACUCUAGCAUGAAAGGAUUGAUCAAAAUGCACAACCCCAGUGUGGUGAUCACUCUCUCUGACAUUGAUCCUCAUGUGAGGAAAGCUUUGAAGAUGGCCUCAGAGACUAAUUCAAAUGGUUCAACAUUGGUUCUUUUACCAAGAGCUUCUGUACCAAAGGUUCUUUGGAUGGCUGAUCUUCGGUCCACGGCAUUGCCAAAUUGGAACCGGAUGCGAAUCUCCAUCAGUAUAAUCACCCAAAACCGUGCCACCUCAUUAACAAGACUUCUCAAAUCUUUGAGCAAUGCCUUCUAUACCGGGGAUGAGGUCUCUAUCGCCUUCAACAUGGACAGCAAGGUGGACGAAGAGACUAUCAGGCUUGUGAGUAAUUUUGACUGGCCCCAUGGCCCCAAGACUCUUAGAAGGAGGAUCAUUCAGGGAGGGCUCAUCCGAGCAGUCAGUGAGAGCUGGUACCCUGCUUCUGAUGAUGAUUAUGGACUUCUACUCGAAGAUGACAUUGAAGUCUCUCCUUACUACUAUCUCUGGAUCAAGUAUGCCCUCCUGGCAUACCACUACGAUCCCCAGGUGUCUCUUCCUGAGCUCUCCUCUAUCUCUCUCUACACCCCUCGUUUGGUUGAAGUAGUGAAAGAACGGCCCAAAUGGAAUGCAACCGAGGUAUUCAAGCAUAUUCAUCCAAACACCCCUUACCUCCACCAGUUACCCUGCAGCUGGGGGGCAGUCUUCUUCCCCAAGCAGUGGAGAGAAUUCUACGUAUACAUGAACAUGAGGUUCACGGAAAAUGCCAAGGAAAACCCAGUUCAGAUUCCAAAAUCCAGAACUAAUGGUUGGCAAGCUUCAUGGAAGAAAUUCCUGAUCGACAUGAUGUAUCUCAGAGGGUAUGUCAGUCUGUAUCCAAACUUCCCAAAACAGCACAGCUUUUCGACCAACCACAUGGAGCCAGGAGCCCACAUCAGCGCAAAGGAUAAUGUGGUCAAGCACGACAAGACAGAUUUCGAAGUGCCAUUGCUGAAGGAGGACUUCCGGACUCUGUUGCCGGGCGGGAAGAUGCCUCCAGCCUCAAGGCUGCCGUCAGUAAACCUCUUCAACCAGCCUGUUUCUCUCAAGGGGCUAAAGGCUGCCGGAGCCAAGCUGGGGCAGGAUGUGCUUCGAUGCGACAAUCUGACUGAGAUCGUGGCUGUUGAUCAUCAAACUGGUCUGCCCGCUGCCUGCGUCAAAUUCUGAUGAUUGAUUUGUUGUUAAGUUUCAUUCUUUGUUUCUUUCCAUAUAUUCGUUAAAAGUGUAAUGUUAUUUACAAAUGGGGUGACUGAGUGGAGGAAACGGUACUGAAGCAGAAAGUGGCUCUCAGUGGUUCUUCCCCAUUGUAAAUCCCAUUGUCGUGGGAGGGGAGUAGGAUUCUUGGUCGGAAAAUGGUUCGUAUACUUUCAAUCUUGCAAUGAAGUUUGUUUUUUCGCAAA